This is a messenger RNA of Carya illinoinensis, 1920 nucleotides long. RefSeq names its product alcohol dehydrogenase-like. The record is from RefSeq and is a predicted model, not a curated record. Gene Ontology annotation, cellular component: cytosol. The transcript is spliced from 11 exons. Gene Ontology annotation, molecular function: S-(hydroxymethyl)glutathione dehydrogenase [NAD(P)+] activity; zinc ion binding. The coding region runs from base 399 to 1757 and encodes 452 amino acids. Lineage: Eukaryota; Viridiplantae; Streptophyta; Magnoliopsida; Fagales; Juglandaceae. Gene Ontology annotation, biological process: formaldehyde catabolic process.
AUGCUACUACUGGUUUUGACACAGUGAGAACCUUUGAACUUGGAACCAACUUUGCUUGUUUGGCAUGGUGAUGUUCUUAGAGCACUGGCAUAGUGGUAUUUUCCUCCUUUUCUCUCACACCGAAAGAGAGCUCCCCCCAUUUUCGUCUUCCUUCUUUCCGUCGACGUACCCUCUCCUUACUCAAAAACCAGACUUCAAAAUAAGCAGACAGACCUGCAAACGACCACGCGCAUGGUCAUGGCCUCGGCAAUCUGCGCUCCCACGUUUUUAUCAACACCCGUCUCUUCUACAAAAUCAUCCAUUUACACCACAUCUUCUUCUCUAGCGUCACAAUCUAAAACCCCGAAACUUCAUCUCCCCAAAGCGGCUCCUCCACUGGGCCCCAGUCUUUUCUCUCCAUGGAGUGGUUUGAAGCAUCUGGGUAUAAUCUCAAUCACGCCGAAGUCUCUCAAUUCAGGUUCUUCUUCUCAUCUUGGUUGCGGGUUUCUCCUUUUCUUACAGGCAUUGACACUAGAUAUACCUCCCCACGCACAGUCGGAGACACAUAUCUCAAAAUCAAAACAAAGCAAUCGAUUGAUCGAUCAUCUACAUCAUCAUCAUCAUCCGUGGUAGCCAUGUCAAGCACAGCCGGUCAGGUUAUUAAGUGCAAAGCCGCGGUGGCAUGGGAAGCUGGUAAGCCACUGGUGAUUGAAGAAGUGGAAGUGGCACCACCUCAGGCAAACGAAGCCCGAGUGAAGAUCCUUUUCACCUCCCUUUGUCACACUGAUGUUUACUUCUGGGAAGCGAAGGGGCAGACACCGCUGUUUCCUCGCAUAUUUGGGCAUGAAGCUGGAGGAAUUGUGGAGAGUGUAGGCGAGGGUGUUACUGAUCUCAAACCAGGGGACCAUGUUCUCCCUGUAUUCACUGGUGAGUGCAAGGAAUGUCGCCACUGUAAGUCAGAGGAGAGUAAUAUGUGUGACCUCCUUAGGAUUAACACCGACAGGGGUGUUAUGCUUAGCGAUGGCAAGACGAGAUUCUCCAAAAAUGGACAGCCAAUUUACCAUUUUGUUGGCACCUCUACAUUUAGUGAAUACACUGUUGUCCAUGUUGGCUGCCUUAUCAAGAUCAACCCUGCAGCCCCACUAGACAAAGUUUGUGUUCUUAGUUGCGGAAUAUCCACAGGUCUCGGUGCCACUUUGAAUGUUGCAAAACCCAAGAAGGGUCAAUCUGUAGCUGUCUUUGGAUUGGGUGCUGUCGGCCUUGCUGCUGCUGAAGGCGCAAGAAUUGCUGGGGCUUCAAGAAUCAUUGGUGUUGACCUGAACUCCAGUCGUUUCGAGGAAGCCAAGAAAUUUGGUGUCACUGAAUUUGUGAAUCCAAAAGAUCAUGACAAGCCCAUUCAACAGGUGCUUGCUGAGAUGACUGACGGAGGGGUGGAUCGGGCUGUUGAAUGUACUGGAAGCAUCCAGGCCAUGAUCUCAGCUUUUGAAUGCGUUCAUGAUGGUUGGGGUGUUGCAGUGCUUGUUGGAGUCCCAAAUAGAGACGACUUAUUCAAGACUCAUCCUAUAAACGUGCUGAAUGAGAGGACUCUUAAGGGCACCUUCUUUGGCAACUACAAGCCCCGCACCGAUAUUCCGGAUGUCGUUGAAAAAUACAUGAACAAGGAGCUAGAACUUGAUAAAUUUAUCACUCAUUCCGUCACUUUUCCGGAGAUCAACAAAGCGUUUGAGUACCUGCUGCAUGCGAAGUCUAUCCGGUGCAUUAUUCGCAUGGAUGCUUAAAACUCUUAACAGUUUUUCUGUGCAUUGUUGUAAUUAGAAUAAGAUCUUAAGUAAUGUUCAUGUGAUUAUGCAGAGAGAACAGUCAGUUUUUCGUUACUUUUAUGUGGUAUUGACGAAUGUUACUUGGGAAUAAAAUUUACGUAUGUUUUCCUUUGCCUGUUAA